AAAAAAUUUAUUACUUCAGAUUGGUUUCCUGAAAGGACCAAGAAAAAAAUAGCCCUGAGAUUGGAAAUUGAAAAGACAAGGUCCAUUAUUAAGGGGAAAAGGUAGCUUUCUAGAGGAUGACCAUAGAAGACCUUCCAGAUCUUCCCUCAGAAGGAAAUUCUUUGAUUGGAAGAUACCCAUUUUUAUUUUCAGGUUCUGACACACCGGUUAUCUUUUCAGUUUCUGCAGCACCAAUGCCUUCAGACUGUGAGUUUUCUUUUUUUGAUCCCAAUGAUGCAUCAUGCCAAGAAAUCCUUUUUGAUCCUAAAACAUCAGUGUCUGAAUUAUUUGCCAUUUUAAGACAGUGGGUUCCCCAAGUCCAACAGAACAUUGACAUUAUUGGGAAUGAGAUUAUCAAGAGAGGAUGUAAUGUAAAUGAUAGAGAUGGUCUAACUGAUAUGACUCUUCUUCAUUAUACCUGCAAAUCUGGAGCUCAUGGUAUCGGUGAUGUUGAGACAGCUGUAAAAUUUGCCUCUCAUCUCAUCGAACUGGGGGCGGACGUCAGCUUGAGAAGUCGAUGGACAAACAUGAAUGCUUUGCAUUAUGCUGCUUACUUUGAUGUCCCAGAACUUAUAAAUUUGAUUUUGAAGGCAUCAAAACCAAAAGAUGUGGACGCUACAUGCAGUGACUUUGCUUUUGGAACAGCUCUGCAUAUUGCAGCAUUUAACUUGUGCAUGGGAGCCGUCAAGUGUUUACUGGAACAUGGAGCAAAUCCUGCCUUUAGGAAUGACAAAGGACAGAUCCCUGCUGAUGUUGUUCCAGACCCAGUUGAUAUGCCAUUAGAGAUGGCAGAUGCAGCUGCCAGCGCUAAACAAAUCAAGCAAAUGCUGUUGGAUGCUGUCCCUUUGUUGUGCGACGUCUCAAAGGCCACACUUCCAAAUUAUGAUCCUACAUCUGGCAAAGACAUACUUACAUCAUUGGGCCUGAAGUUGGGAGAUCGUGUGAUCAUCGCAGGACAGAAGGUUGGAAUAUUAAGAUUUUGUGGUACAACUGAAUUUGCCAGUGGGCAGUGGGCUGGCAUUGAGUUGAGUGAACCAGAAGGAAAGAAUAACGGAAGUGUUGGGAAAGUCCAGUACUUUAAAUGUCCUCCUAAAUACGGCAUUUUUGCACCUCUUUCAAAGAUAAGUAAAGCUAUAGAUCGAAAGAAGACCAUAGGACGAACACCUUCUACUUCACGUGCUACGCCGCCCAUCAGGUCCCAGAAAGUUGAUGUCACUCAUGUAACUUCAAAAAUAAACACUGGAUUAACAACAUCUAAAAAAGAGGGUGGUUCUGAAUCAACAUCUUUAUUGUCUCCUGGUGAAGGACUGAAAACUGUACCUGGGAAGGAAGCUGUUCCACCUGUAUCUAUCAGUUCCUCCUCUUCUGUAUCCUCCCUGGACAGCAAACAGAUUCACCAUAAGAAAUGGAAUCCAACCAACAGUAAUAAGGAGGCAUCGAUAAAAAGUUCUUCCAUUUCAUCGAGAGCUAGUGCUGCAGGGUCUACUACUUCAACUACAUCUGUGGGAAAUAAGCGGGAAGAAGAAGUUCAUGUUGGAGACCGAGUGCUGGUGGUGGGCCAGAGGAUUGGCACUGUCAGGUUCUUUGGAACAACAAACUUUGCUCCAGGAAUUUGGUGUGGCAUUGAGCUUGAAAAGCCCUAUGGCAAGAAUGACGGUUCAGUUGGAGGUGUGCAGUACUUUACUUGUCAACCAAGAUAUGGAAUAUUUGCUCCCCCAACAAGGGUGCAGAGACUAAAAGAUACUCUUUCAGCAAAUGCAUCAAGUAAACGAAAUCAUUCUUUUCCAGGUUUUAGACGAAGUUUCAGCACAACUUCUGCAUCUUCUCAGAAAGAGAUGAACAGAAGAAAUGCUUUUGAAAAAUCAAAAAGUGCUUUACUUCGUCGAAGCUGGAGCAGUACUCCAACUGCAGGAGGCGUGGAAGGAGCUGUGAAACUGCACCAGGGCUCUCAGGUUCUCCUCACCAGCUCUAAUGAAAUGGCCAUUAUUAGGUAUGUGGGCCCCACUGACUUUGCCCCAGGCACCUGGCUUGGACUUGAACUCAAAGGUGCCAGGGGAAAGAAUGAUGGUUCAGUGGGGGACAAACGUUAUUUCACCUGUAAGCCAAACCAUGGAGUUUUGGUUCGGCCAAGCAGAGUGACCUAUCGGGGGAUUAAUGGGUCAAAGCUUGUGGAUGAUGACUGCUGAACUUCAGGAUCUCUUGAGUGAGGUCUAGUGUAUUAAAUAUGUAGGGACUGUGUCACAUUAGAGGCUCCAAUACGUAGUGAGUGCAUGGGAAAUGGUUGACUUACUUAGCUGUUAAUUGACAUUUUGAUAACACACCUAUCUUCAUAGUAUCGUUAAGACAAUUUACAGAUUAAUUUUUACACAAAAGGAAUAUGAAAUUUUUCAGAAUUGUGAAUCUCUUAAGAUCAUUUAAAGAGAACUUAUUUUUUAAAGCUUUUAGAUCUGAGUAUGGUUCUGGGAUGCCAGAAGAUUAUGCUAUUAGGAGACCAAUUGACGUGUUCUGUUGUUUGUUCUGUCUUACUUUGUUGUAUAUGAUUGGAUUAUUGUUGUUAAAAAAUAUUGGGCAGCAUAUUACUUUGAAUAAUUCCUUUAGCUGUCCAUAGUGUUUUGGGGAUUGUUAUCCCUUUCUGCGCUUUUACCAGUAAGGGCUAAGAAAUGGCUGUAGGUGACUGAUCAUUCAUGAAAACAUCCGUUCCCUCUCUGAUCCUCCAAAGAAAUCCCACUCUAAAGAUGUGCAGUCUAGAGUUUUAAGACUGGAAAUGACCUCAUGAUUUAUCUAGGCCACUCCUCUUAGUUUAUGGAUGAGGAAACUGAGGCAUAGAAACAUGAAGCAAUUUCCCCAUGGGUUUACAGCUGGUAGCAAAGUAGGGAGUGCAAAACAGGCCUCCUGACAUCCAGUGGUGUGCCAUCUGCACCAUCCGUACUGCAGGGAUCCUCGGCGUUCUUCUGAAUCACUUAUCAAGGAUCGCUGAUAAAGCAUCAUGUAGAGAGUCAGCUCCUGUUUUAAAUACCACCUUAUUGCUGCAUAGAAGAUCACGUUUGGAAGAAGCACUUUUAAAACUUGAAGCACUUUCAUUUCUGUGGAAAGCUUUUCCUCUCUGCAUCUUGAAGCCCUUUGCCAUUUUUUUCUGCUGGCUAUGAAAAAACAGACCAGUUUUUUUUUUUAAAUGCACUUAAAAGCAAGGAGCAGAUUGAGACAUCCUAGGCUUACAUAUAGAGAGCAGUGUGGUUUACCACGCAAAUUUCCUCACCCAUAAAUAGAAAUAAAUGUUGCACAGAUAGCCGAGGUCUGUGAAGGUACACGUUCAUUCAAGUGUUUCUUCAUUUCUUUAUAUUUCUCUUUGUGGUGUUGCUCCUAAGGCAGCCAUGACAUUUGCCUUAGUUGGUUUUGGAUUUUCCAGACUGUUGCAGAGCACAAGUAUUUGAGCUUUGGCUAAAUGCUACACAAAUUCAGCAGGGGAGCCUGUUUUCAAUCUGUGGCUUGUGCCCAUCUUUGUGUUUAAGCUUUGUAAUAGAAUAACAUUGCAAGGAA
This is a messenger RNA of Vombatus ursinus (common wombat), 3576 nucleotides long. RefSeq names its product CAP-Gly domain containing linker protein family member 4 (gene CLIP4). Gene Ontology annotation, cellular component: microtubule plus-end; nucleus; cytoplasm. Gene Ontology annotation, molecular function: microtubule plus-end binding. The record is from RefSeq and is a predicted model, not a curated record. The coding region runs from base 117 to 2225 and encodes 702 amino acids. NCBI's taxonomy places the organism in Eukaryota, Metazoa, Chordata, Mammalia, Diprotodontia, Vombatidae. Gene Ontology annotation, biological process: cytoplasmic microtubule organization. The transcript has 16 exons.